AGCGGGCGCGGAGCCGGAAGUGGUGUGGCCGCCGCCGCCGCGCGUCGCGGAGGCACGUGUGGAGCCCCGGCAGCGGGUGCGUCGCAGGUCCUUGGCCCUUGCCAGACGUUAGCACCAUGAGCUUCGUGGCAUACGAGGAGCUGAUCAAGGAGGGUGACACGGCCAUCCUGUCACUGGGCCACGGUGCAAUGGUGGCAGUGCGUGUGCAGCGUGGGGCACAGACCCAGACCCGGCAUGGUGUCCUGAGGCACUCAGUUGACCUUAUCGGCCGCCCCUUCGGCUCCAAGGUGACGUGCGGCCGAGGAGGCUGGGUGUACGUGCUGCACCCCACGCCCGAGCUCUGGACGCUGAACUUGCCCCACCGCACUCAGAUCCUCUACUCCACAGACAUCGCCCUCAUCACCAUGAUGUUGGAGCUUCGGCCCGGCUCUGUGGUCUGUGAGUCUGGCACUGGCAGUGGCUCUGUGUCCCACGCCAUCAUCCGCACCAUUGCACCCACGGGCCACCUGCACACGGUGGAGUUCCACCAGCAGCGGGCAGAGAAGGCCCGGGAGGAGUUCCAGGAGCACCGUGUGGGCCGCUGGGUGACUGUGCGCACCCAGGACGUGUGCCGCAGUGGCUUUGGCGUGAGCCACGUGGCCGACGCCGUCUUCCUGGACAUCCCGUCACCCUGGGAGGCCGUGGGCCAUGCCUGGGAUGCCCUCAAGGUCGAAGGCGGGCGCUUCUGCUCCUUCUCGCCGUGCAUCGAGCAGGUGCAACGCACGUGCCAGGCCCUGGCAGCGCGAGGCUUCUCGGAGCUGAGCACCCUGGAGGUGCUGCCACAGGUCUACAACGUGCGCACUGUCAGCCUGCCACUGCCUGACCUGGGUGCGGGUACAGAUGGCCCUGCCGGCUCCGACACCAUCCCUUUCCGCAGUGGCACGCCCAUGAAGGAGGCCGUGGGCCACACCGGCUACCUGACCUUUGCCACCAAGACCCCAGGCUAGGGGGCCGCCGCCCAGGGCACCAGGGAGCUGGGAGCACCGAAGGGCUGGGCAGGGAGGCCAGAGGCACCUUAUAUGGUCAGCGACGCCUGCCAGACACAGACGGUGGGGCGGGGCUUGGGGGCCUCCUGGGUGGCCAGAGUGGGACGGCAGGAAGGGCGGCUGUGAUGGAGGAGCAGUGCUGGGGCUGGGCCUCAGCCAUUCCUGUCCAGCCCUGCAGCCCAUCCCAGCUGCUGUUUGUUGCCAAUAUGAAGUAUCCACUGCCACAGGCUCCCCUGGGUGUUGAAGCCAAAGGGUACAGGUGGGGGAGUCUGACCCCCUCCCAGGUGGGCCUAAGCAGGAAGGGGGUGGAGGAGGGAGGGGGCAUUGUCCCUGAGGCCACGCUGCAUCUGACCCCUGGGCCCCCACGGCCCUGGCUGCCCCAUGGGGCCUGAGACCAUCUCGUGCUUCUCCAGUCCCCGGGCCGAGGCUCCAGCCUUGGCCAGAAGCUGGGGUGAGCUGACCCAGAAUCCCUGCCCUGCUCUCCCCAGCGCUAGGAGACCAGGCCAGUCCAGGAACCAGGGAGGUGGCCCUGCUCUCUGGUCUCCAGGCUGAUGUCACAGCACUGGGCUCAGCCCAGGUCUGCAUCCACUAAUGUCCAAGAGGCGGGGCAUCCCCCACCCAGCUAGAGCCCCUUGACGGGCUGCACUCGCUGAGGCCGGGCAGCGCUGCGGGGAGGAGCAGCAGAGUGGGUUGUCUGCCGCAGGUGACCAGGCAAGUGUGUCGGGGCUGGGGUGUGAAUGCCAGCCUGUGAGUCCCGGAACUAUGGAGGCACCCCUACCCCUCACAGAAGCCAAGGGCAUGGAGGAGGUCCCCCCGUGGGGACAACGGUGUGGGGUGGGGGAGGUGCAUCCAGGACACCUCCCAGGGACAGUGCCUGUGUGAUCACCUCUUAAAGGCUAAGCUUAGGGGCAUUUCCCAAAGCGGGGACAGAGGGUGGGACACCCAGGCCGGGGGCUCUCCUCGCCCGCCCUGGUGUGUGACAGCCUCAAGAAAGGACCAGCGCCUGUGUCAGCCGUGGGGCCCUCGGAGCUGCCGCUGGUGCCUAGGGGGCCUGGGUUUCUGCCCAGGCAGCCAGCAGCUGUUGGGAGCCUCCAUUUCCCCUGUGCUGGGGGCCUUGAGUGCUGUGCUAGCAGGGACCUGGCCCCAAGAGUGAGUGGUGAGCAAUAAACGUGCCGUCCCCCUC
This is a messenger RNA of Symphalangus syndactylus (siamang), 2208 nucleotides long. RefSeq names its product tRNA methyltransferase 61A (gene TRMT61A). Gene Ontology annotation, biological process: tRNA methylation. Lineage: Eukaryota; Metazoa; Chordata; Mammalia; Primates; Hylobatidae. Gene Ontology annotation, molecular function: tRNA (adenine(58)-N1)-methyltransferase activity. Gene Ontology annotation, cellular component: tRNA (m1A) methyltransferase complex; nucleus. The record is from RefSeq and is a predicted model, not a curated record.